CCUCUCCGUGGCCCUUCAUUCCUACUUCCCCUUUUCUCCAUGCAAAGCAGAAGCACAUGAACACACAAGGCUUUUAAGAACGUCACGUAAGACUGGUGUUGACUUCAGUCUUUGUCAUUAGAGGCAGCGAACACGUCCGCCGCCAUGGACCUGAAGGAUUCUAUUGUGAAGGGAGGCGUGCUCAUCGUCCACCAGACACAUGAAGGAAAGCACCAGUAUGAAGUGGAAAAUGUGUUGAAGUACAAAAACGUGACUGGAGGGAAAAUGUUUGUCAGGAGAGGAGACAAGCUGACGCAGUUAAACGGCGUGGACCUGCGGGAUCUUCCGCCUGAGGAGUUGGCACAUAUGCUGGCUGAGGGCAACCCAAUGCUGACGGUGCACAAGGCGAUCAGGACGAAGGAGCACAAGGAGCAGCCCCCCAGGGACGGGGACACUUUACAUCCUGUCUCACAGGAAUCCAAGAUACUCAGUUUCAGCAUGGAGAUGAGGAGGGAGGAGGAGGUUGACAUGGGAGAAGGAGUGGGAAAGGAGGAUGGGUCUAUAGAGGAGGAGGUUUGCCGAGAGGAAAAUGAGGAGAACGGGGAGAAAAGGGAUAUGCUCAUCGUUACCAUGACGAAAACCAACAUCUCUGUGGUGAAAGGGAGGGGCUGCAACUCCGCGAGUCCCUGCAAGGGAUGUCAUGGGAUAGGAUGUAGCUUUAAUGAUGUUGUCAUGUUGUCAGAAUCCAGCACAGUGACGCUCGUUCCCAGAGGAGGUAGCAAUUUGAAACAGGUUCGACUGUUGAACUCUUCAAUCAGACAUGUGGCCACCCAUCAAUACCUCAAAGGCCUCUGUUCGCAGAAAACUCUCCAUGCCUCACCAAAUCCAGAGGAGAUGACCAUCUACUACUACAAGUCAACUCUGCCCUACAGAGGGAUGCCAGUGGUUCUAAACUUUACCGGCUCCAACUGCUUCCUCAGGUGCUGCAAGGAAGGAGAGCGGGUGUUCCUACAAGUUGAGACAUGCGAAAAACAGAGGCUGAGGCAGAUUUCCAUAAGCAAUGAGAGCGACCUCUCCUUUGUCUUCUACAUGAGUUCUGGCCGGACAAUGGAGACAAAGUUUGAGUCAGCGCUGCACCUGGGAUGGUUCAUCCAAAUAAGCAACACAGAUUCGGCUGUGAAGAUGGAACACCUGGAUGGAAAGGAUGGAGAUCACACGUUCCUCUUCAUCAUUCAGAAGUCUUGACAAGGCUCGAGUCUCUUUCUUCGGGUUACUAUUUUUUAAAAGUUCUUGAUCAAGUCAGUUAAAACAUACAAAAUUCUCCUGUGAAUAUGAUUUGGGACUUGAAGUUGAUAAAGAAAAACAGGAAGAGCUCACCUUUAGUGUUUCCUGAUCCAGUGACAGAAUCAAAUGUCGGUGUGUCUAAAUUCUGCAGUUUGCAGGAGUGCGUAGAUAUGUAUCAUACGACUAUAUCUAUACUAUAUUCAAAAUGAGUUAAAAGGGUGAUGUGAUAAUAAUUAUAUUUAUAUCAACAUUUUUUACGAUAUGCUGUAAGCAAAAUGAGAUAUGACAAACUAUAUACAUGAAUCCAAUGUGUUAACACAAGCACAAACUGGAAUUAAAUUCUGAAUGACUGGUUGUAGUAUGUACUGUGUAUAUACCUACUGUACGCAAAUAAUAUUUGGGAGAUCCUUUUGAUAAAACGUCUCACACUUGCUGUAUAUAAAACUUUGAGCCUUUGAUCAUAAUGUACCAACACAGAGAUGUAUCACUGAUGUACUAUCAACCAAAAUGUACAUAUUCAAUCAAAGUAGCAAUAAAAUUACAAGCAUUUGCAUAUUUUA
This is a messenger RNA of Scophthalmus maximus (turbot), 1823 nucleotides long. RefSeq lists its product as uncharacterized. Lineage: Eukaryota; Metazoa; Chordata; Actinopteri; Pleuronectiformes; Scophthalmidae. The record is from RefSeq and is a predicted model, not a curated record. Gene Ontology annotation, biological process: immune response; positive regulation of gene expression; cellular response to lipopolysaccharide. The transcript has 7 exons. The coding region runs from base 145 to 1224 and encodes 359 amino acids. Gene Ontology annotation, molecular function: cytokine activity.